Molecule: messenger RNA, 2541 nt
Organism: Miscanthus lutarioriparius
Lineage: Eukaryota; Viridiplantae; Streptophyta; Magnoliopsida; Poales; Poaceae
Source: the annotation of a GenBank genome assembly
AUGUUCCGGACCUUCACGAAGCUUCGGGAUGCAGCGGUGCCGCUCGCCGCCUCGGCGGUACGGCGGUGCUCCGGCGGCAGCGGCAGCAGCCGGAUCCGGGCCGAGGCCAACUGCCCGCGCUGCGACGCCCACAUGUCGGUCCAAUUCUCCCUCCAGCAGCUCCCGGCGCCCCCUCCGGCCGCUGCCGGGGCCAUAGAUGGUGCCCAGCACCACAACCACGACGGGGCGGGCGUGUGCCCGGCCUGCCGGGGCGCGUUCCUGUUCCGCGCCCAGCGGAUCGACCCGCUGCGGGGCGCGUUCCUCGAGAUCCCCGGCGGCGUCGGGGCCGACGACGAGGACGCGGAGAGCGGAGGAUUCGCCGAUCGGAUCAAGAUGAUGUUAUCGGAGCGCCCGCCCGACGAGUUCCCCCCGUUGCCGCAGUCGCCCCCGAUGCAGAUGCCGCGGUAUCCGGUGCGACGGAAGCUGCGGAGGAGACAGAGGGAGGAAGGAGGAGGAGGCGGUGGCGGUAACGGUAACGGCGGGGACUCGUCCUCGGGAGGGGAGGGCACUAGCGCUUCGCCUAAGAGGGAGUGGUGGGGUGGAGCCAGCCUCGGCGAUGAGCUGCCAACCCCUCGGGAGAUGUGCCGGAGGCUUGAUGAGUUCGUCAUCGGCCAGGCCAAGGCAAAAAAGGUGCUAUCUGUAGCUGUAUACAACCAUUACAAGAGAAUAUAUAAUGCAAAUGUACAGAAAGAAUCUGCUGCUAAUUCUGGGCUUCCUGACGCUGGACAUGAUGAUCAAAAUAUUGUAGAAAUAGAUAAAAGCAAUGUACUCCUAAUGGGCCCAACUGGCUCAGGAAAAACAUUGCUUGCAAAAACAUUAGCACGCAUUGUAAAUGUACCAUUCGUUAUAGCUGAUGCAACAUCAUUAACGCAGGCUGGAUAUGUAGGGGAGGAUGUAGAGUCGAUACUGCAGAAAUUACUUGUGGCUGCUGAGUAUAAUGUUCAGGCUGCACAACAAGGGAUAGUGUACAUAGAUGAAAUAGAUAAAAUAACAAAGAAGGCAGAGAGUGCAAAUGUUAGUAGAGAUGUAUCUGGAGAAGGUGUUCAACAAGCAUUGUUGAAAAUCCUAGAAGGAACUGUUGUCAGUAUUCCUGAGAAAGGAUCACGCAAGAAUUCUCGCAAUGAUAGUAUACAGAUAGACACGACAGAUAUUCUUUUUAUAUGUGGUGGUGCUUUUGUGGACUUGGAAAAGACUAUUUCUGAAAGGCGCCAAGAUUCAUCUAUAGGAUUUGGGGCACCCGUUCGUACAAACAUGAGAAGUUCUGGAGCUAGCUGUCCAAUGGUUACCUCAUCUUUGUUAGAAUCUGUUGAGAGUGGUGAUCUUGUUAGAUAUGGUCUAAUUCCAGAGUUCAUUGGUCGUUUGCCCAUUCUAGUAAGUUUGGCAGCUCUGAAUGAAGGUCAGCUCGUUCAGGUUCUGACAGAACCGAAGAAUUCACUUUCCAAACAAUACAGGAAAAUGUUUAACCUGAACAAAGUUAGGCUGCACUUCACUGACGGUGCACUUAGAUUGGUAGCUAAGAAGGCGAUAGCUAAAAGCACUGGUGCUCGUGGUUUAAGAGCCAUCUUGGAAACUGUUCUAUUGGAGGCCAUGUAUGAGAUUCCAGAUGAAAAAUCAGGAAAUGAGCGAGUAGACGCUGUUGUGGUGGAUGAGGAGGCGAUUGGUUCUGUUGAUAGGCCAGGUUGUGGGGCUAAAAUUCUACGAGGGGAUGGUGCAUUGGACCACUACAUAACAAGAACAAAUGUGAUGAAUUUACGGGUUGUCAGUAUUCCUGAGAAAGGAUCACGCAAGAAUUCUCGCAAUGAUAGUAUACAGAUAGACACGACAGAUAUUCUUUUUAUAUGUGGUGGUGCUUUUGUGGACUUGGAAAAGACUAUUUCUGAAAGGCGCCAAGAUUCAUCUAUAGGAUUUGGGGCACCCGUUCGUACAAACAUGAGAAGUUCUGGAGCUAGCUGUCCAAUGGUUACCUCAUCUUUGUUAGAAUCUGUUGAGAGUGGUGAUCUUGUUAGAUAUGGUCUAAUUCCAGAGUUCAUUGGUCGUUUGCCCAUUCUAGUAAGUUUGGCAGCUCUGAAUGAAGGUCAGCUCGUUCAGGUUCUGACAGAACCGAAGAAUUCACUUUCCAAACAAUACAGGAAAAUGUUUAACCUGAACAAAGUUAGGCUGCACUUCACUGACGGUGCACUUAGAUUGGUAGCUAAGAAGGCGAUAGCUAAAAGCACUGGUGCUCGUGGUUUAAGAGCCAUCUUGGAAACUGUUCUAUUGGAGGCCAUGUAUGAGAUUCCAGAUGAAAAAUCAGGAAAUGAGCGAGUAGACGCUGUUGUGGUGGAUGAGGAGGCGAUUGGUUCUGUUGAUAGGCCAGGUUGUGGGGCUAAAAUUCUACGAGGGGAUGGUGCAUUGGACCACUACAUAACAAGAACAAAUGUGAUGAAUUUACGGGAAACUAACGAUGGUUUGGCCGCGGAGCUCGAGGAAGCGUACAUGCUGUCUAGAAUUGUUAGCUUGUAA